Messenger RNA from Caenorhabditis briggsae, 486 nucleotides. Gene Ontology annotation, molecular function: proton-transporting ATPase activity, rotational mechanism. Bases 1 to 486 code for a protein of 161 amino acids. Gene Ontology annotation, biological process: proton transmembrane transport. Gene Ontology annotation, cellular component: proton-transporting V-type ATPase, V0 domain. Lineage: Eukaryota; Metazoa; Nematoda; Chromadorea; Rhabditida; Rhabditidae. The transcript is spliced from 3 exons. The record is from RefSeq and is a predicted model, not a curated record.
AUGUCGUACGAUUUGGAAACUGCUGAGCACGCUGCAUAUGCCCCAUUUUUCGGAUACAUGGGUGCCGCUUCGGCCCAGAUCUUCACCGUCCUGGGAGCCGCCUAUGGAACCGCCAAGUCCGCUGUCGGUAUCUGCUCUAUGGGUGUGAUGAGACCAGAGCUUAUCAUGAAAUCCGUCAUUCCAGUCAUUAUGGCUGGUAUCAUUGGUAUCUACGGUUUGGUCGUCGCCAUGGUUUUGAAGGGUAAGGUUCAAGCAGCAUCGGCAGGAUACGACCUGAACAAGGGAUUCGCUCACUUGGCUGCCGGGCUCACUUGUGGACUCUGUGGACUUGGAGCUGGAUACGCUAUCGGAAUCGUCGGAGAUGCUGGAGUUCGCGGAACUGCUCAACAGCCAAGACUCUUCGUCGGAAUGAUCCUUAUCCUCAUUUUCUCCGAAGUCUUGGGACUUUACGGUAUGAUUGUCGCUCUUAUCCUUGGAACAUCCUAA